Bombina bombina (fire-bellied toad) is the source of this 2014-nucleotide messenger RNA. RefSeq names its product nuclear FMR1 interacting protein 1 (gene NUFIP1). Gene Ontology annotation, cellular component: nucleus. The transcript has 10 exons. The record is from RefSeq and is a predicted model, not a curated record. Gene Ontology annotation, molecular function: RNA binding. Bases 295 to 1767 code for a protein of 490 amino acids. Lineage: Eukaryota; Metazoa; Chordata; Amphibia; Anura; Bombinatoridae. Gene Ontology annotation, biological process: box C/D snoRNP assembly.
GUGACGUAAAAAGACGCGCACUGAAUUCAAUUGUCUUCACGUGAAUAAUAAUACUACGGCCAUCGUCUAUGAAAGGGGCACUUAAAAGUUCACUCACUCUUUUAUUUCUUUACAUAAAUAAAUAAUGUUAGAAGAUUUAGAGUAUUCAGAACAAUGCCACAGAUGUAAAGUCUCGCCCAAAAGUGAAAUUAUUCGCAAAUGCCCUUAACAAAAAUGUCGGCUACGAAAAUGCUACCCGGAAGUAUUACAGAUUCUCAAGCACGUUUCUCUUCACAGUUGUGACUGACCCAUACCAUGGAGCCUGGUGUUCGUUUUCCAUCCCCGGUACUCCGACCUGCAAUGUUUAUGGGGUCUCCUUUGUUUGGUCCUCCAGGCAAUUGGAUACCAGGACCACCUCCUCCUCUGCCUUGGUACGGAGGACCGCUACAGUGGAGACCUAAUAACUGGCAUCAGGGUCCCCCUGUCCAGUACAGAGGCUGGCAUCAUAGUCAAGAAGGUCAAAAGCAAGAUAACAAUGGAAAUAGCUUCUCAAAUGGAAAAUAUGGAAUUAAAGAUCAAAAGAAUAAAAUUAAAAGGGAACCUGUUUACACGCACUAUUGUGACACUUGUGAUCGUGGCUUGAAGAAUCAAGAUAAAUAUGAUGAGCAUAUCUCACAGCAUGUCAAGUGCAAAGAAAAAGACUGCAAAUUCAAUGCCCACGAGAAGCUGGUUAACAUUCAUUGGAGAAAUAUGCACGGUCCUGGUGCAAAGAGAAUAAAACUGGAUACACCAGAAGAAAUAGCUAAAUGGAGAGAGGAAAGAAGAAAGAACUUCCCAACUUUGGCAAACAUUGCAAGAAAGCGCCAGAUGCAAAAAGAAAGAAGAGAUCGAGGAGACGUGUUAAAAACCGCUCAGUUUGGUAAGAUGAAGCGAAUGUGGAAAGGCCGAGCAGGCGGUAGUGGUUAUAGCCAAAUUGGUAAACGGCACAAAAACCAAAACCAAUCCAACACCUCAACAGAAGCAGAUGAACAAGUGAAAAAUAAAACCAUUAAAAAGGAAGAAAAAUAUGUUGAUCCCCUUAGCAUGCUAGCUGGUAGUGAUGUUGAAUCCGACAAGGAUGAAGCAGCAGGGAAUGAUCAAGCCGCCAUAAUCGUAAUCCCAAAACAAGUGACAUCUGGUUUAAGUAGAUUAAUUGCCAGCUAUGCAAGCAGUUCAGAAAGUGAUGAUGAGCCAGAAGAAAUGCCAAUCAUGCAUGUGGCUAAGGCUUUAGAGGAAAAUAAAACUAUUCUUCAAAUGCACACUCCGAGUCCUGCUCAACGAUUGGUAAUGGAAAAUACAAAUAGACCCCAGAGUGUACAGAAUGCAAGUUCAGAGAGCAAAGUGCAUCACAACAAAAAACACCAUAAACGUGAAAGGAAGCCUUUUAAUACAUCCACUAAACAUCAACCUACUCUCCUGGAGAUGUUAUUGGCACAGGACAUCCGUCAUGAAAGGAAUGUGAUUUUGCAGUGCGUUAGGUAUAUUGUCCGAAAUGACUUCUUUAAUGUCAUUGAGAACAAAAAGUCUUUAAAUGGCACAUCACAUCACAAAACUGUUACUGCUUCAAAUCACUGCUUGCUGGAAGAAAGUGGAUCUCCUGACACUGCUAAUGAGCAGGACAUGCCUCUGGUAUUAGAAAGUGAGCAGAAUAAUGGGAUACUGAAAGAAGGGAGCAGCAGUCCAGUCUAUGUUCAGACCUCUCAGUUGAAUUGUGUGGAUGAAGAGAUUUGGGAAAGUUGCUGUGUAUAAAACUAUUGUGUAUAAGUCCUGUUGUACACCUAGAGUUCUCCAGAGUGGAGAAUACAGAAUAUUAAAUUGGCAUAUUUUGCAUGCUGACAAACUUUUUCACUGCCAAAACAACAACCAGUAGUGUAAAGAUAUAUUUUAUUUUUUAGUUUCAUUAAAAAGAUACCAAAUUAAGUGGAUCUUUAAAGUGAGUUUUUUUUUGUUUGGUAAUUCUUAUACCUUUUCUCUAUUAAAGGGUGUUAUAUUAAAA